Messenger RNA from Nerophis lumbriciformis (worm pipefish), 2254 nucleotides. It is a transcript of the gene cebp1, whose product is annotated as CCAAT/enhancer binding protein (C/EBP) 1. The record is from RefSeq and is a predicted model, not a curated record. Gene Ontology annotation, biological process: regulation of transcription by RNA polymerase II; DNA-templated transcription; myeloid cell differentiation. Gene Ontology annotation, molecular function: DNA-binding transcription factor activity, RNA polymerase II-specific; RNA polymerase II cis-regulatory region sequence-specific DNA binding. NCBI's taxonomy places the organism in Eukaryota, Metazoa, Chordata, Actinopteri, Syngnathiformes, Syngnathidae.
AAUUCUGCACUCACCUUCGAUGUGUUAAAUUUACCAUCUUUGACUUUAGACAGCAGCUCUUGUACAUGACACGUCAUUGCAGCCACCUACACAGACGUCUUGGUUAUUUAAAAAUACCAAUAAAUACCAAAUAACAUUGCGGUAAAAUUAUUUUCCAAGAAAAAGCCCAUCAUCUAUGCUGAAAUGUUUCAUUUAAAACCAAACCGAAAAAAACGCAGUAAACUACACACGGGUACCUGCUCGGUGAGGGUAUCGAACAGUACGGCAGCUUUAGGCACAUCAUUCUGGAUCAAAUCCUGCAAGAAAGUUUAAAAAAAUAGAUGAAAAAGUAGCACACAAGUUAAAAGAAAUGGCCUCGGAGCAAGUGAGCUAACUAGUAUGCGCUUUAACUACGUUGGCUUCCUAACAUGCUAGUGGGCUAGCUAAGAAGCCGACGUAGUUAAAGACAAAAAAGCUAUCCUCACAAACUGUCAACAAUUUAACGCAUCAUUUAACAAUUUAACGGUAAGUCAUGUCCAAACAAUAGAAUGAAUAUAACGUUGAAAAUGUACUAACAUAAUAAUAACAAACAGCGGUUAGCAAGGCUCUACUCACGUUGUCUAUGCGAGAAGCCAUUUUAGAUUUGCUGAAAAUACGGGAGUUGCAAUGGGACAAAUUGCAUUUUCGGGUUUUCAGCUAUUAACUCAACUUGAUAAAUACACUUGCUAAAAUUAAUUUAUUUAGUGUUCUUUUAAAUCAGACAGAUCAUUUAAUCCGACGAUUGUUAUAAUAUAUACAUCCGUGUAAUAAAUCCUGAUGCUAAAUGAUAGUAACAAAUACCAUUAUUUAAAUAGUAUGCGUGUGUGUGUGUGCGUGUGUUUGUGGGAGGAGAGAAUGGGAGCGAGGGAGAGAUAAAGAGAGAAGGGAGAGACUUUCAGGUUUCCUCAAACCAUUAACCAUCAAACUGUCACCCUGGAUGACAAACUGACCAAUAAUCUGAGCCUUUGUGGAAGUAGUCAUGAUGUCUGAAUCCAGGGUGUCCUCUGUCAUUCAUGAGUGGAUGAGCCCCUACCCGGGUCAGGCCCACAUGACCACAUCAAGUCCUGCAGGUUCCACCAAUCUGGCUCCAAUGGACAUGAUAUCAUACGGUCAGUCUCAGGGCCUGAGGGGAGACAGUGAGGACAGAAUGGACGAGCAGAUAAUGGGACUGUCCUACCUACCGUACACAUCUUCUUGUCUGGGCAACACCACCAGUACAGGGACUCACCAUCACCACCAGAACCAUGACAACAAUCAGCAGGAGUUCUCUGCGCCUUUCCUCUUGCCAACAAUGCGACCGCCGGUGGCUAAGCGGUGCAUCAGCAAGGACAGUGCAGAGUACCGACUGCGACGCGAGAGGAACAACGUCGCCGUGCGCAAGAGCCGGGAUAAGGCCCGGCGGAGGAUCCUGAUGACCCAGCAGAGGGCCCUGCAGCUGCAGGAGGAGAACCAGAAGCUGCAGAUGAAGAUUGGGCAGCUCACACAGGAGCUGAACACUCUCAGACACAUCCUGUCUCAGCGGCACAUGACAGGUUCUGAGGAAGGAACAGCAGGGGUGUCCACUAUCUAAGCAACAGGUGUCCAAAUGUAACCCAGGGGUAAUGUUUUACUUUACUGGCCAGCGGCAUCUAAAUAAAAACAAAAAGACCUUCACAAAAUUAAAUAAAAAAGGCCAUUACCCCGAAUGGAUGCCGUUUACUUGUUGUAAGUCUUAACAUAAACAUCAAUUUCAGACUUUAAAAAAAAAAAUCUAAUAGCACACAAUUUAAACCCAUCUCAGGCAACUUUAUUUAAUUUUUCUUAUGGCAAAGGUGACUCGUUUGAGUAACAGGAGUGAGUUUCAAUGUGUAGAAUAUGUUGCUUGAUUAAAGAAAAUAUAAAAAAAUAAUGUCCCACGAGUGGACUUCGAGAGCCUUGGAUUUUUCAGGACUCUGGACACCGCUGAUCUAUGAACACUAUAUUAUACCUGCAUAUUUUAACAAGAAAUGCAUCAAAAGAUGUGCCACAAUAUGUUGAUUAUUUUGCUUGUCGGUUGCAUCAUACUGAAGUUAAAUAUUAGAAAGCCAUCUCAAUAUGAAGCAGCGUCACCAAUGAUGGUCUUAAUUGAAGUGUUCUGGAUGGUCAGUAUACUUCAUUGACAUAUGUUUUGCCGCCAUUCUCAGGAAUAAUUCAACUUUUAAAAUAAAUUCCAGAAAGAUACAAUAUGUAAAAGGUUGGUGUGUACAGUUUUGGUUAU